AUCGAGAGGGAGGGCCAGAGAGUCAUGGCGGGACCACAACUCUGUCCUGCUGCGAAGCUGGCUACGGUAUUCCUUAGGGUUUAAGGGCUCUCCAGAAAACAAGGUUUGGAUGCCUCAGGGCCUGUAGGGCUCCGUGGGUCUUGUUCAAGAUGCCCCUCUCAGACUUUAUUCUGACCCUGAAGGACAAUCCCUACUUUGGGGCUGGAUUUGGGCUGGUGGGUGUUGGCACAGCCCUUGCGCUGGCUCGGAAGGGUGCCCAGAUGGGCAUGGUGGCCUUCCGGCGCCAUUACAUGAUCACCCUGGAAGUCCCUGCUCGAGACAGGAGCUACGGUUGGUUGCUGAGCUGGCUCACCCGCCACAGCACGCGAGCACAGCACCUCAGUGUCGAGACUUCGUACCUUCAGCACGAGAGUGGCCGCAUCUCCACCAAGUUUGAGUUUGUGCCCAGCCCUGGGAACCACUUCAUCUGGUAUCAGGGGAAAUGGAUCCGGGUGGAGCGCAGCCGGGAGAUGCAGAUGAUCGACCUACAGACAGGGACUCCUUGGGAAUCCGUUACCUUCACGGCCCUGGGCACUGAUCGCAAGGUUUUCUUCAGUAUCCUGGAGGAAGCUCGAGAGCUAGCCUUGCAGCAGGAGGAGGGGAAGACAGUGAUGUACACAGCAGUGGGCUCCGAAUGGCGCCCCUUUGGCUAUCCACGCCGCCGGCGCCCCCUGACUUCUGUGGUUCUGCAGCAGGGUCUGGCAGACCGAAUUGUCAAGGACGUUCGGGAAUUCAUCGAUAACCCCAAGUGGUACACUGACAGAGGCAUUCCUUAUAGACGUGGCUACCUGCUGUACGGCCCCCCUGGCUGUGGAAAGAGCAGUUUUAUCACAGCCCUGGCCGGGGAGCUGGAGCACAGCAUCUGCCUGCUGAGCCUCACUGACUCCAGCCUCUCAGAUGACAGGCUCAACCACCUGCUGAGCGUGGCCCCGCAGCAGAGCCUGGUGCUCCUGGAGGACGUGGAUGCUGCUUUCCUCAGUCGAGACUUGGCCAUGGAGAACCCAGUCAAGUACCAAGGUCUAGGCCGCCUCACCUUCAGUGGUCUCCUCAAUGCCUUGGAUGGCGUAGCUUCCACUGAGGCCCGCAUUGUGUUCAUGACCACCAACCAUGUCGACAGGCUGGACCCUGCCCUGGUCCGUCCUGGGCGAGUGGACCUCAAGGAGUAUGUAGGCUACUGCUCACACUGGCAGCUGACCCAGAUGUUCCAGAGGUUCUACCCAGGGCAGGCACCUUCCAUGGCCGACACCUUUGCAGAACGUGUCCUUAAAACUACAACCCAGCUCAGUCCAGCCCAGGUGCAGGGCUACUUCAUGCUGUAUAAGAAUGACCCCGAGGAGGCACUCCACAACACUGAGACCUUGAAGAGGUGACCAGACUUCUGGGUAGCUCUCUCAUCUAGGGAACCAAUAAACACCUGCCAUGCUU
Messenger RNA from Echinops telfairi (small Madagascar hedgehog), 1464 nucleotides. RefSeq names its product mitochondrial chaperone BCS1 (gene BCS1L). Gene Ontology annotation, biological process: protein insertion into mitochondrial inner membrane from matrix; mitochondrial respiratory chain complex III assembly. Bases 150 to 1409 code for a protein of 419 amino acids. Gene Ontology annotation, cellular component: mitochondrial inner membrane. The transcript is spliced from 9 exons. Lineage: Eukaryota; Metazoa; Chordata; Mammalia; Afrosoricida; Tenrecidae. Gene Ontology annotation, molecular function: ATP hydrolysis activity; ATP binding. The record is from RefSeq and is a predicted model, not a curated record.